UUCUGCUUUUCGUUUCUAACCUAACAGUUGUUGGCUGGUUUCUACUGCUUUCGGCAGGCCAAGAUACACAAUGCAAAAUUACUCAUAAGAACGUGUUCUACAUGACGGGUUGAAUAUGUUUUCAUGCUUUGCGGUAGCAGUGAGAUUGCGGGACUAGUGGUCAUGUCCCUUGAAGUAUGCCAUGCUCUGCUGUGCUCCAAGAAUUAUUUUUUCUGCAGAGGAUGCUGAACAUUUCUUCUGCUUUGCUUCCAGCAUACAAGCCUUGAAUAUCAGAAAGCCACUCACAGCGUGAACAAAAUCCGCGGCUGGCAAAUCUAGAAUCCGGCACAAUGGUCUCUCUUCCUGAAAAUAUGACACCUCCUUUGUCUUGUGACAAUCUUGGGGGCGUGUUUGGACCUGAUCCAACUCAAUACGCAAUGACUUCGGUGUUGGGACAGUGCUGCGAUGAUGCAGGUCAAGUAUACCUGGCAGUGUAUUUGCCUACAAACACUCCAAUCGCUCUUAAAAAGUUUAACAUGGACAAGGCCAAAGAUGAAAUGGAUAACAUCCAGAAUGAAAUAAUUUUGACCCGUCAGUUGCGCCACCCAAAUGUUGUUGUGAUCAAUGCAGCAUUUGUAUUAGAUAAUUAUAUUUGUGUUGUUUCACCCUUGAUGGCGUUUGGAUCUUGUCGAGAUUUGUUAAAUCGGCAUUUUACUGAAGGAUUGCCAGAACUUGCUAUUGCAUUUAUCCUCAAGGAUGUUCUUUUGGCCCUAGAUUACAUUCAUAAGAAAGGAUACAUUCACAGAGCUGUGCGAGCUAGUCACAUAUUGAUAAAUGAGUAUGGACAGGCUGUUUUAUCAGGACUAAGGUAUGCCUGUCGAUUAGUAAAAAAUGGCAGGUGGCAGAGAAAUGUCCACUCAUUUCCUUCCAGCACUUCUAGAAAUUUGAACUGGCUUAGUCCAGAACUUUUAGAACAGAAUAUGCAAGGUUACAAUGAGAAAUCUGAUAUGUAUAGCCUUGGAGUCACUGCCUGCGAACUGGCAAAUGGCAUGGCUCCUUUUCAGGAUCAUCCACCAACACUCAUGUUGACUGAGAAGGUUAGAGGUUUUGCUCCAGUGCUGUUGGACUUCACGACGUGCCCUCAGUAUUCUGACACAGGGCAACAGAACUCAAAUCCGAACCAAGCACAUGACUCUGGUGUUGGUGAUAGUGUGGGAUCAAAUGGCAAUAGUUUGGAGGGUGGUGGGCUUGCCUCAAGGCGCUUCACUGAUCACUUUCAUCGAUUCUCUGAACUCUGCCUUCAAAGAGAUCCCGAGCAUAGACCAAGUGCUGCACAACUUCUCCUCCACUCAUUUUUCAAAUUACCCAAACGAAUGAAUGCACCUCCACUGCCACAACUCCUGCAUCCAGUCAUUCCUCUUACCAAAGUAGUAUUGGGUACAGAAAGUAGUGAAGACUUUUUCGGUGUAGCAGACCGCCUCAGUGAUUUAGAUUUAAACACAUGUGAGUGGGACUUCUGAAAUAGAAUUGGACUAUCAAAUGAGUUAUGAGAUGUGAAUCAACUUUUAUUGUAUUAUUUGUUUUGUAAUGCCUGUGCAUGACUGAUCUUAAAUUUACAGUCAAUAUUUAUAAAUUUUGGCUGUUCUGUUGUUUUUCUUGUUAUGACCAUAAGUACAAAGGAGUGUGUAAGCCAUAUCAGUGGUUAAUCAAUUGAAUGCAGUAUGAAUUGAGACUGAAUAGGGUUACAAUUGAGAAAUGUAUUUAAAAGAUUAUUCCUACAUUGAGUCACUACCUAAGCAUGACAUUGUUUCUGUUUUUUCUUUACCUAAUUUUUAUCUUGUUUGCACCUGACAACACUGUGUUGGGUGUUUUCCAUAUUUUAACCUGUGGUAACGCAUUUAAAAUUCAGAAAUAUUUUGAGUCUAUCUAGUUCACACACUGUUCAAACACAACUUUGUCUAAUAAGCUGAAUAAAACCGAAAAGUGCAUUAAAUAUUUUUCUUUAA
Thrips palmi is the source of this 1985-nucleotide messenger RNA. It is a transcript of the gene Stlk, whose product is annotated as STE20-related kinase adapter protein alpha. The record is from RefSeq and is a predicted model, not a curated record. Gene Ontology annotation, biological process: protein phosphorylation. The coding region runs from base 330 to 1499 and encodes 389 amino acids. NCBI's taxonomy places the organism in Eukaryota, Metazoa, Arthropoda, Insecta, Thysanoptera, Thripidae. The transcript is spliced from 7 exons. Gene Ontology annotation, molecular function: ATP binding; protein serine/threonine kinase activator activity; protein kinase activity.